AUGGCCUCCGAAGGCAUGGCCCCCUUCACUCCCGAGUAUGCCUCGUACAACUGGACAGGCGCUCCCUCGGAUUACUCCAGCCUCGCCACGAACGAGCUGGGCGGAAACUCGAGGGUGGAAAAUUUGAACAAAUGGUACCAGGCCGGUGAUCAGGCCUACAUCAUCGUCGCCUCGGCCAUGGUUAUGCUCAUGGUUCCUGGUCUCGGUUUUCUUUACUCCGGUCUUGCUCGCCGCAAGUCAGCCCUCAGCAUGAUCUGGGCUUGCAUGGGUUCAAUGUGUGUUGUGACCUUCCAAUGGUACUUCUGGGGUUACUCGCUCGCAUUCUCUCCCACCGCUACAAAUGGAUACAUUGGAAACCUGCGCAACUUCGGUCUGAUGAAGGUUCUGGCGGAUCCAAGCCCUGGGUCUCCUCUGGUUCCUAACCUCCUUUAUGCCUUUUACCAGAUGCAAUUCUGCGCCGUUACUGCUGCGAUCAUAAUGGGUGCGGUCGCCGAACGUGGACGUCUUCUUCCCGCCAUGGUCUUCACCUUCGUCUGGGCUACGAUCGUCUACUGCCCCAUCGCUUGCUGGGUAUGGAAUGUCAACGGCUGGGCUUUCAACUACGGUGUGCUGGAUUACGCUGGUGGUGGUCCCGUCGAAAUCUGCUCCGGUCUUUCGGCUCUCGCGUACUCGAUGGUCCUCGGUCGUCGCCAGGAGCGCAUGAUGCUCAACUUCCGCCCUCACAACGUUUCCCUCAUCCUGCUUGGCACAGUCUUCCUCUGGUUUGGCUGGCUUGGAUUCAACGGUGGAUCGUCUUUUGGUGCGAACAUGCGUGCAACAAUGGCCUGCUGGAACACGAACCUGACCGCUGCCUUUGGCGCGAUUACCUGGGUUAUUCUUGAUUGGCGUCUGGCUCGCAAGUGGUCGAUGGUCGGUUGGUGCUCCGGUACAAUCUCCGGCCUUGUCGCUGCUACUCCUGCUUCCGGUUUCCUCCCUCCCUGGGCCAGUGUUGUCCUCGGUAUUGUGACCGGCAUCGUUUGCAACUACUCUACCAAGGUCAAGUACUGGAUCCGCAUUGAUGACUCCAUGGAUGUGUUUGCUGAGCACGGUGUCGCCGGUAUCGUCGGUCUCAUCUUCAACGCCUUCUUCGCAGACGACGCCAUUGUUGGUCUAGACGGAGUCAACACCGGUUCCGAAAUGGGUGGCUGGCUCAUCCACAACUGGAAGCAGCUUUACAUUCAGAUCGCCUUUAUUGUCGCCGCGUCAGCCUACUCGUUCGUUGUCUCUGCUAUCGUCGCCUAUGCCAUCAAUGCCAUUCCCGGUCUCAAGCUCCGUGCCUCCGAGGAAGCCGAACUGCUUGGCAUGGACGAUGACCAGCUCGGUGAAUUCGCCUACGACUACGUCGAGGUCCGCCGUGACUACCUUGCCUGGACCCCUCAGAAGCACGAUCAACACGCGGACGGCCACGAGGUCCCAGCCGCUGCUCGCUACGGCAUCGGCGAGCACAGCGAGAUGAUGCUCGACGGCGAGGCUCCCACAGGUGUAACCAACAGCCGCGGAAGCGAGAUCUCAGGCGUACAAGAGAUCAACGUCAAGGAAGAAUCGCAACGGCCGGCGCCGCCGACCGACGCCGAGAAAGUCGCUCAGGCGCCUUGA
Messenger RNA from Aspergillus mulundensis, 1635 nucleotides. RefSeq names its product ammonium transporter. The transcript is spliced from 4 exons. Gene Ontology annotation, cellular component: plasma membrane. Gene Ontology annotation, biological process: ammonium transmembrane transport. The record is from RefSeq and is a predicted model, not a curated record. Lineage: Eukaryota; Fungi; Ascomycota; Eurotiomycetes; Eurotiales; Aspergillaceae. Gene Ontology annotation, molecular function: ammonium channel activity. The coding region runs from base 1 to 1635 and encodes 544 amino acids.